CACAACCGGGAACUGGGAAGCGGGUGCAGCGCGCGCGCGAGGUUGGGUCGUGGGCGCCGUCCUAGUGGCGGGGAGCGCACAGCCAAGAGGACAUGAGAUCGGAGAAAUCCCUUACGCUGGCGGCGCCGGGGGAGGUCCGUGGGCCGGAGGGGGAGCAACAGGAUGCCGGAGACUUCCCGGAGGCCGCUGGCGGCGGCGGCUGCUGUAGUAGCGAGCGGCUGGUGAUCAAUAUCUCGGGGCUGCGCUUUGAGACACAACUGCGCACCCUGUCGCUGUUUCCUGACACGCUGCUUGGGGACCCUGGCCGCCGAGUCCGCUUCUUUGACCCACUGAGGAAUGAAUACUUCUUCGACCGCAACCGGCCCAGCUUCGAUGCCAUCCUGUACUACUACCAGUCGGGGGGCCGCCUGCGGAGGCCGGUCAACGUGCCCCUCGACAUCUUCAUGGAGGAGAUUCGCUUCUAUCAACUGGGGGAUGAAGCCUUGGCGGCCUUCCGGGAGGAUGAGGGCUGUCUGCCCGAAGGUGGAGAGGACGAGAAGCCGCUACCCUCCCAGCCCUUCCAGCGCCAGGUUUGGCUUCUUUUUGAGUAUCCUGAGAGCUCCGGGCCCGCCAGAGGCAUCGCUAUUGUCUCCGUAUUGGUCAUUCUCAUCUCCAUCGUCAUCUUUUGCCUGGAGACCUUGCCCCAGUUUCGUGCAGAUGGUCGCAGUGGAAGCAAUGAUGGUGGUGUGAGCCGAGUCUCCCCAGUUUCCAGGGGAAGUCAGGAGGAGGAGGAAGAGGAAGAUGAUUCCUAUACAUUUCACCCGGGCAUCACCUCUGGGGGAAUGGGGACAGGAGGUUCGUCCUCACUCAGUACUCUUGGGGGCUCCUUCUUCACAGAUCCCUUCUUUCUGGUGGAGACUCUCUGCAUUGUUUGGUUCACUUUUGAGCUCCUGGUGCGCUUUUCUGCCUGCCCCAGCAAGCCGGCCUUCUUCCGCAACAUCAUGAACAUCAUUGACUUGGUAGCCAUCUUCCCCUACUUCAUCACCCUGGGCACUGAAUUAGUGCAGCAGCAGGAGCAGCAGCCAGCCAGUGGAGGGGGUGGCCAGAAUGGGCAGCAGGCCAUGUCCCUGGCCAUCCUCAGGGUGAUUCGCUUGGUCCGGGUGUUCCGCAUCUUCAAGCUCUCCCGCCAUUCCAAAGGGCUGCAGAUCCUGGGGAAGACCUUGCAGGCCUCCAUGAGGGAGCUGGGCCUGCUCAUCUUCUUCCUCUUCAUUGGAGUCAUCCUCUUUUCCAGUGCCGUCUACUUUGCAGAGGCUGAUGAUGAUGAUUCACUCUUCCCCAGCAUCCCAGAUGCCUUCUGGUGGGCAGUGGUUACAAUGACCACAGUGGGUUAUGGAGACAUGUACCCCAUGACUGUCGGGGGCAAGAUCGUGGGCUCUCUGUGCGCCAUCGCUGGGGUCCUCACCAUUGCCCUGCCUGUGCCAGUCAUCGUUUCCAACUUCAACUACUUCUACCACCGGGAGACAGAGCAGGAGGAGCAAGGCCAGUAUACCCACGUCACUUGUGGGCAGCCUACACCAGACCUGAAGGCAACUGACAAUGGACUUGGCAAGCCGGACUUCUCUGAGGCCCCCCGGGAACGGAGGCCCAGCUACCUUCCCACUCCACAUCGGGCAUUUGCAGAGAAAAGGAUGCUCACAGAGGUUUGACCCAGGCGGGCAGAGCCUACAUGAGAAGGGUGUACUAAGUGAACUAACUCUUAGGCUUCUUUCUCAUCCU
Molecule: messenger RNA, 1755 nt
Organism: Marmota flaviventris (yellow-bellied marmot)
Lineage: Eukaryota; Metazoa; Chordata; Mammalia; Rodentia; Sciuridae
Gene: Kcna6
Product: potassium voltage-gated channel subfamily A member 6
Biological process (GO): protein homooligomerization; action potential; potassium ion transmembrane transport
Cellular component (GO): voltage-gated potassium channel complex; membrane
Molecular function (GO): delayed rectifier potassium channel activity; protein binding
Source: RefSeq, a predicted model, not a curated record